GUACAUUCGAGUGUUUGUUCGUCGUAUACAUUUUUCGUUAGCAAUCAUUGUUGAUAUUGUUAGCCGCCCCAGAAAUUAGACUAGAGAGAGAAAAAAAAGAAGGGCCCCAUCAGCCAGACAACCAAAAUCAAAACCCGAUACGUCAAAACCUAAAUAAGCUUUUAACCUUUUCUGCAACCGUCCUUUCAAAUUCCAUGGAUUCGCAAAAGUUGACCCCUCCUCACCACGCCAUGACUCCACCACCGGAAUCACCUUUGGCAUCGUUCUACUACAACCAAUUCAGAAGUGUCAGUCCUUCCACUUCGUCUGUUGCGUCCAGUUACCAAUCCUCCAGUAUCACACCACCAUUCCAACAUAUACAUGCUCAUCCUCAUGCACAACCACAAAUCUCGCCCUUGGGCUACCCUGUUUACCCUCACAACAACAUUAUGAUUGGAAGUCAUCAAAGUCUCCAUAAUGAUAUCACUCCUUCAUCUUCAAUAGCGUCUUCUCCCAAAGUAUUUUCCGCAUCAGACUUGCUAUUAGACCAAAUUUCCCCUGUUUCCUCUAUCGAUACCACAUAUAUUAAGCAAGAGUUUCAAGAACCUAGGAUGAAAGUGGCAAAACCUUCUAAAAAGCUGAGCCAGAAGUCAAAGACCCCAAGAUCAAGAUUUGGAUGCGAAGAAUGUAAAUCCAAGAGAAUUAAGUGUGAUGAAACCAAACCUCAUUGCUCAAGAUGUCUUUCAAAAGGAAUAAACUGUCGUUAUAAGAUUCAACUUCAAUUCAGAGAAGAUUUGGAAUUAAGAGGAAAGAAGUUUGGCAGAGAAGGUGUUUGGU
Messenger RNA from Spathaspora passalidarum NRRL Y-27907, 816 nucleotides. RefSeq lists its product as uncharacterized. The transcript has a single exon. Lineage: Eukaryota; Fungi; Ascomycota; Pichiomycetes; Serinales; Debaryomycetaceae. The record is from RefSeq and is a predicted model, not a curated record. The annotation marks the transcript as partial.